Messenger RNA from Penaeus indicus, 9521 nucleotides. RefSeq names its product mucin-17-like. Lineage: Eukaryota; Metazoa; Arthropoda; Malacostraca; Decapoda; Penaeidae. Gene Ontology annotation, cellular component: plasma membrane; cell junction; cytosol. Gene Ontology annotation, biological process: signal transduction; peptidyl-tyrosine dephosphorylation. The coding region runs from base 372 to 6476 and encodes 2034 amino acids. The transcript is spliced from 15 exons. The record is from RefSeq and is a predicted model, not a curated record. Gene Ontology annotation, molecular function: protein kinase binding; protein tyrosine phosphatase activity.
GACGUGAGAGGGAAGGUGUUAUGUGCAUUUACGUAUUUGCUCCAUUAACUUUUAGGAUGCUUCUGUGUAGCUUAUUUGUAAAUAAGCUAAAAUAUGCUUCACUGUGAUAUUUUUUAAGAAUAUAUUUACGUGCUUUCACCACCCGAAUUCUGGAUACAAGAGAAUUAAUAUAGGAAAAGUUUUAACCUUGCCACUGUCGAGCUCAAAGGUGCAGCAGAGGAAGUCAGUUGUCACUUUUUAUAUGUAUCUAUAUAUUCUGGUCAAGCCACAGUUCGUCAUUGUUCCCCCAUUGGACCGCCAAGGAGUUACUUCAAAAGGACUCUCGGAUCCAUCCAGAUGAAAAAGUGAUUACUUGAACCAAAAACGCGAGGAUGAUGCCACCGUCGACCGCUAGGUGGCUCUGCCUCAGCCUCCUCUUCCUCGCACAAGGCGUGAGAGGACAGUUGAGCAUUGGAAGUGCUGACGCAUUCCUUUCAGAAGAUUUUGACUAUAGCACCAUUGUUCCGGAAUCCACACAAUCACCUGAGCCUAUGGUCUCUACUGUCUCACUUGUAGACGAAAGUCCUCUACCUGACUUUGAGGAUGACUUAGCAGGAGGAGAGAGAACAGCCACGGUCUCUUCAUUACCAGAGAGUGAAAUUUCCAGUCAAAUCGGAACAGUAGAGUACUCUGAUUUCCCAUCAGACUUUAGCACGGAAAUUCUUGAAGGAAAAGAUGAGAAUGCUUCUGAAGUGGUACUCUCAUCUUUGUCACAGAUUAUUCCUUCAGAGGUGCUCUCUCCCACUUUACUUGCAUUAGAACCAACUGUGGUGGUUACAAGACCAACUGAAGCAGUUCGUGCUCUUGCUGACUCUGGUCUUGUUUCACAAAUAGUUUCUUCAGAGGAACCAAUUUCUAGUACAGAAAUUGAACCUUCUGAGUUGGUUAGCAGGCCAACUGAAGUGCUUCAUACUCUUGCUGAUUCAGAGAUAAUUUCUUCAGGAGUGCCAGCUCCUAGUGAACUUGCAGUUGAAUCAUCUGAGUUGAUUAGUAGGCCAGUUGAGGCACCUCAUGCUUUAAUUGAGUCAAGUCAUGUGUCAGAGAUAGAUUCGUCUGGAGUACCAGCUUCCAGCGCAAUUGCAUUUGAACCAUCAGAGUUGCUUAGUAGACCAGAUGCUCUUGUUGAUUUGUCAGAGGUAGAAUCUUUAGGAGUGCCAGCUACCAGUAUACUUACAUUGGAACCAUCUGAGUUGGUUAGCAGGCCAACAGAAGCACUUCCUGCUCUUGCUGACUCGGAGAUUAUUUCUUCAGGUGUUCUGGCUACAAGUACACUUGCAGUUGAACCAACAGAGUUGGUUAGUAGGCUAGCUGAAGCAAUUCAUGCUUUUACUGAUUCAAGCCAUGUGUCAGACAUAGAUUCUUCAGGAGUACCAGCUUCCAGUCAACUUGCAGUUGAACCAUCCAUCUUGGUUAGAAGACCAGUUGAUGCAGUUCGUGUUCUUGCUGAGCCUGAUUCUGACUGGUUACCAAACUGGCCAUCUGAACUCCUAGACACUACUACAGAAUCAUCGAGAACAGCAGCAGCAUUCCCAACAGAGCCUGGACAUACAGCCAUAUUAGCAUCUGCUGCAGCUCCUUUUCCAUUGGAUGAUGAUGAGGUGACUGCAUCAACUGUUGUUCCUUCAUAUACAGUUACUAAGAUCCCAGUGACACAGUAUUUCUUUGAUAUAACAUCUGUAGCACCUACCCCUGCACCAGGGCCACUAUUUGACCCCAAAGAUUUUGUUACUCCAGGCUUUGAGGCACCACAUGACACAACAGCUGAUAUGAUCAGACCUACAGUUGAUCUUGCCUCUAGCAUACCUGAGCUGCAGUCAAGUGUCCUGAUGAUAGACACAAGUCAGCCAUCUGUAACUCCUAAACUCCCACUUGAGGCAACCUUAUCUACAGGGGCAGAGCUUGGGAGGCCAAGUGUGGAACCACCUGUUAAUGUCUUGAUAUCCACAACAUCCCCAACUCCAGCACUUACCUUGACUUCUACAAGAGUCCAGCCUGAAGAGGAGAUUGAAGUGAUUGACAACACCCUUGGAGAGGGUGACUUUGUUGAUAGCACCACUUUGAUUGUAGAAGCUGCAGAAGAUGAAAUCACAGGAGUUGAAACCACAGGACCACGGCCAUCUUUGGAGGAACAGCCAGAAGAGGAUACAAUUCAUAUCACCACAUCCAGUGAGCUUCUCAUAGAUGUUGCAGCCACUGAAAGUAUGACUGCAGAAUCUGAGGAUAAGCAUCCAGGUAGUACAGGUGAAGCAUUGGCUACAGCCACACUUUUAGCCUUCACCACUCCUCCCUCUUCUCUGCCUGUAACAACUCCUGACGCAGAGGAAGUGACAACCAGCACACCUGUUGUUCGAGUUAGUGUGCAGCCAACACCCUUCUUCCGUACCUCACAGGUCACAGACUCCCCCAGGACCCCCUUGUGGAUGCUUUUAUCUAAGUCAUCACCUUCGCCAACUGUAGAUACACAGCAGACACGCACACGGCUUGCUUCUUCUUUAAUUUCCAGUGCCCAGGUUCCUGACCUGGCAAUUGCUUUGCCUUCUUCCACUACGCUUAAAAGUGAGACUCUUACUGCAACAUUAGCAAGUUCUUCAGUUUCUGAUUUAAGCUUUACUUCCCUUGAGAGUAGCCAGGUUCCCUCCGACUCCUCAGUCCUGUUAGCCACUGUGCCCUUAGAUGAGACUACUUUUACUAUUGCUGAAAGCACUGAAUCAGAUGUAGAACAACCUGAGCUCACAACAACUAUAGUAUUUGAAGAGUCAUUAGUCUCCUCUUCCUUGUUUGUUACCACAGAAGGAACAGUAAUAGAACCUCCCAGACAUAAUAUAUCAAGUUAUACCACAGUUGUAGCCCCUACUUUAGACUCUGCUGGUGUUAUCACACAAUUGCCUCCUGCCAUACCCACAUCUGGACCUCCUGUUGAUAUUGACAUUGAAGAGCCUAUCACACCAGCAGGAGUAGACAUAGAUGAAAUUAUUACAACCAGAAAGAGUGAUGAACCCCAAAUGAGUUCAGAGGGACCAACAGUUACUUCCAUUGCAGUAGAAACUUUAGAUUCUGCUCAAGCCAGUAGCCCCAGUAGUGAGACUAGUGCCACAGAAAUAAUAAGUCCUCCUGUGGAGAAACCCGAUGUAGCACCAGAAGUUAGUGUAGCACCAAAUACCAGUGUAGCACUGGAUACUAGUGUAGCACUGGAUACUAGUGUAGCACUGGAUACUAGUGUAGCACUGGAUACUAGUGUAACACUGGAUACUAGUGUAGCACCAGGUGCUAGUGUUGCACCGGGUACUAGUGUUGCACCGGGUACUAGUAUAGCACCAGAUACUGUUGUAGCACUGGGUGCUAGUGCAACACCAGAUGCUAUUGCAGCACCAGAUACCAGUGUAGCACCGGAUACCAGUGUAGCACCAGGUGCUAGUGUUGCACCGGAGACUAGUGUAGCACCAGAUGCCAGUGUAGCACCAGAUGCCAGUGUAGCACCAGAUGCCAGUGUAGCACCAGAUGCCAGUGUAGCACCAGAUGCCAGUGUAGCACCAGAUGCCAGUGUAACACCAGUUGUUAGUGUCACCUGGACUCCUGUGCUAGGACCAGCAGAAGAUGAGCAGGAGGAGAAGGAGGAUGUAUCCUUGAUUGCAGCCCCAACUGAGAGACCCCAGACUACAACAGUACCUCCCAUCUUAGCACCGGAGUUGACAGGUGGUUUUACUCCUAUUAUUAGUGAAAUUAGUAAACCUAGUGAAGUAGUGCCUGAAUCUAGUGACCUUCCACCUUUCAGUGAAAUAGUUGUAAGCACUGCAGCUUUCCCUGCACAAACCUCAAAAAGUAUUGCUUUGCCAACACCAGAAUCACCUUUGCUUGUAGUCACAACCAGCAUUCAAGAAUAUGACCACACAGAGAGUGAUAUACCUAGUGACUAUUCUACAGUAGAUGAACUUUUGUCAAGUGUGAUUCCCCAAGAUAGCAUUAUAACUUUAAUUGACAGACUGCCUAAGCCAGUUGAGUCAUCAUCAGUUCUGUAUGAAUCUACAACAGAGCCCCUGAUUCCUUCAUUUGAUAUUGUAUCCUCCACCCUUAUCCCCACAUCUCUUGCUCCAGAAGACUAUGCUUCCUUUAUUGUUACAGACACAGUCAAAACUCCUGAGCCCCCUGUCAUAGUCUCAGAAAGACCUCUGCCUUCCCCAACUAUCUCCUUAAAAGAAGUCUUGUUAACUUCACCUGAUCCCUUUAAGAGUAUGACCUUGGAAUUUACUACUACUGCUAUGGAUACUGCCAUAGUUAACACAACCUUGCCUUCUGUUUCUGCUUCCCCCAGUCCCCCGGCAAUCUCACCAGCUUUUCCAACAUUACUAACAAAUCUAACAACAACAGACUCCUAUGCUCCCCCUUCCUCACCUGCUGACCUUGAGACAGUCUUCCUGGCUCCCUCCCACUCCCCAACCAGUACCUCAGACUUACCUGCCCUGGUUGCCCCGACAGCCUCAGAACCAGCUCUUGAAGACAUUGCCACAGAAGUGUACCCACACCUAGAUUCUGCUGCCAUACCUGGAGAAGAAACUGCAUCAGAGGAAGCAGGCAAGAAAGAAGAAACUGUGGAUGCUCCAAUGUCCUCUCCUCUGCCACCAGCCAGCCCCUCUCCACCCUUCACAACCAUCACCACACCAACCAUAACCACUACAAAGACCACUACAACCAAAGUUACAAUACCUGCUUCUACCACCACCACCCAAAUACCCACCACACCCCCGUCUGAAGUUAGCAUCACCUUCAUCAUCCCAACUGAAUCAAUGCCAACUCUGACAACAAUUGUGGAGCUCUCGAACGGAACCAAGGUCGAUCGUCCUAUGCCCUAUGUGAGGGCACGUGUGGGCUACAGUGGGGGAGAAUUCUGCCAGCACAGGCACAAUUUCAAGGCUCUGCUUGCAGAAUGGAUCAGCAGACACAUGGAGGAUGUAGACGUGUCACCGCAUGAGAUCACAUUCUUCAAUAUGCCUGAUUGUAAGUCAAUAAAGCCACUCACUGAGGAUCACCUGAACCAGCUUCCUGAAGACCCUACUGAUCCUGACCAAGAGGCUGAGGAUAAAGUGAAUGAGAUAUAUGACUAUAUGACAGAUGUCUAUUUCUAUGUCACUCGUUCUGGCAAGAUUGAUCCCAAUUUAACAGAGCAGUUCCCACUUUACCCAACUGAACUGGAGAUCAGUGAAGAACUAGCAUAUCUUAAGUCAAAGGUCACAGAGUUGGAACUUGUACGUCCAGAUGGUACCACAAACUCCAAUUUAUUAUUAGAAAAAGAAGCAGAAGUUGGCACCCCUGUUAUUGUUAUUAUUGUAAUUUCUACAUUAGUUGGGGCUGCCAUCAUCAUAGCCCUCAUUUUCUUUAUGCUCGUGAGGAAACGCGGUGCUGCCAAUAAUUACUACGGGAGACGAUGCACACCAGUCAGCAUGGAUGCCUACAGUAUGGACAGUGUCUCUGUUUAUCAUUCCUUUAGAAGGAAAAGCAAAAGACGUGCCUCAGGAAGAUCCAUCAAGUCAUAUCUUAAUCAGGCCUUUGAUGAUCCAAAUGGACCUUCACGGCCUCUGAACUUUGCUAAGCUUACUCACUUCAUCUCUGAUAUUGAUGGAGUUCAUGAAGAGUUCUCGACAAUCCCAGUCAAUAUGCCAAAGUAUGAUGAGUUACCAGCUGGUGUUGAAGAUAAGAAUAGGUAUGCCAAUGUCAUUCCUGUGCCAGAAACACGAGUUAUCCUCAAAACGGCAAAAGACUCUCCAACUUCUGAGUACAUCAAUGCCAACUAUGUAAGAGGCUCAAGGAAUGAGUCGAAGUACUACAUUGCAACCCAGGCUCCACUAGAUGACACAGUAGCGGACUUCUGGAAGAUGGUUUGGGAACAAGAAACGCGUGUUAUUGUUAUGUUGACAGACUUUGUGGAAAAGGGCAUUGACAAGUGUGCUGAUUACCUUCCCCCUUCAGAGACAUUAGAUUGUCAUAGGGUCUAUGGUGAAUUCCAGGUGACCCUCAAAUCUCGUGACAUGAAAGAAAAAUUUGUGGUGUCUAAUGUCCAACUGAAAAAUCUAGAAAACAACCUGGUCAGAGAAGUGGCCCACAUGUGGUUCACUGGCUGGCCCACAGCCGGUGUUCCUAAUGAGGAAUCUGGUUUCAUUUCCUUCAUCCUUGAGGUCAGAAGGAACAGGAAGAAGCUUCGAGCCAAAGGACCUGUUGUGGUCCACUGCAGUCCAGGGACAGGGCGCACUGGUACUUUCUUGUCAUGUGACAUGGUGAUGCGACAAUUUGAAGAUCAGAGAACUGUUGAUGUUCCAAGGACAGUGUAUUCUAUAAGGAGGGACAGAGCUGGUGCAGUGCAGACAAAGGAGCAGUAUGCCUUUAUCUACAGGGUUAUCAACUUGUAUGCAUCUAAACUUACAACAGGAAACCUUGAUUCCCUUUAAAAGCACAAGAGCUUAAAACAUUUUUUGUGAAUGAAAAUUUUAUGAUAAUGAAGCCUGAUUGCAGUAAUUGAUUAUUUUUUUUAAUAUAUUGUAUGAUUCAGAUAUGACUGCAGUAUUACCUGGUGAAAAAUAAACAAUGUUUAUGUUGUAAAUAUUGAUGUGUGUGAAACCUCCUGCUGAGGUCAAAAGCCAUACAGUGCUGUCAUUAUGGCUUGAAGUCCCAUGGGGAGGCAAUGGUGCUCACAAUACUAUUGUUAAGUCCUUAUCAUGUUGCUGAAGUCCAAAACGAAAUAUUUAGAAAUAUUAUUUUCUAGUGCAUUUUGCAUUUUUAUCACAUCAUUAUGAAUGUAAAUCAACUUUUACAAAGAUUCUUAUACACACAAACAUUGUGUGCACUACUUUUUUGUUUAUAUCCACAUGUAGCCAUGUGGUUCACUUACACAUGGAUAUGUUUUGUAUAUGUGUUAUUUAUUUUUGUCUUUCUCUCAUCAUGGUAAAGUCAACAGGAAAGACAACUCACAAAGUGUGCCUUCAGAGAUAAAAGUGCAAUAAGAUAUGGGACUACUGACUAAGCAUGCAUUAUGUACCACAUAACAUAUAUAUAUGUAUGUAUGUAUAUAUAUAUAUAUAUAUAUAUAUAUAUAUAUAUAUAUAUAUAUAUAUAUAUAUAUAUAUAUAUAUAUAUAGUCAGUAAAUAAUGUAUAUAGCAUUAUUUGACAUAAAUUUUAAAAUUGAGAUUUUAAAUGUGAAUUUUACUUCUUGUGUUCUUUAUCACUCAUGUAUGUGAAAAUCUGAAGCCAUCUUAUUGCAUAUUUAUUCCAAAUUACAUUUUUGUGUAUAUAAUGUAAUAAUUUGAAAUCCUUUAAAUGAUUCACCCUUAUAUUUUUUGUGACCCAUAUUGAGUAGGGUUUGUGAGCCUCUUUACUAAAAGAAAUGUAUGAUGAAUAUGUAAAAAAAUAUGUAGUGCAGAAGGAAACCUGAGAAGUGUUGUCUUCAGAUAUGAAUAAUUAAUUUUAAAACAUUUUAAUGAUCUUGAAAUUUUUGAGUAACUAAAUGAGUAUGUAAAUAUAUUAUGAGUUACAAUAUGUAGAGUAGUUUCAAGUAAAAAUACUUUUUUAAAAUUGAACAUAGUCUUUUUGCAAAAAAUAUUUUAUGUAAGAAAGUUUUGCAAGUAAUUUAAAUGAUCGGACAGUGACUGCAAAACAUGCUUGCAUUUUGUUAGCCAAGGUAUGUUACAAGAAAAGCAAUGCAAUUGACCAAACUGAUUAUAGAUUUUAAUGUUUGGGUUCAUGAGAAAACCAUCAUGUUUUGCAUGUUGGCAAACGUAUAUUUAGAAAUUCAAAAAAAUGAACUUUUUGAUCUACUAGACAGUUUUUAUGCAAAUUUUAUAUUUCUAUAAUUUCCUGUUUGUGAUUGUUGGACAUGCUUGGAGGCUUUUAUUGAUAAUUUUUAGAAAAGACAUCAUUUUUCCAUAUAUAAUUUUUCUGCAUCAUUGCAGGCUCCAUACAUAAUGUAAGUAAUUGGAUUUGCUUUUAAAUGGCUGUUGAAUAAUAAUAGGAAUUAAAUACUGAUUAAAUCUUAUCUAUAUUUUUGAUGAUUGAUAUGGCAAAUAGACAGAUUGAAAUGUUUGUUCACUUCAAAUUAUAUUCUUACAUAUGCAAUGAAAGGUGUGUAUAUAUUAGAGGAGUAGGCAAAAGUGGACUUUCACUAUUCCGAUUGUACAUGCAUUGUCUUCUUUGAUAAUUUUUUAAGGAAAAUUAAUAAUGUAGUUAUGUUGCACAAAGUUGCAAAAUGCUAUGUACAUAUUGCAAGGUUCACAACACUCACCAAAUAUAGAAGUCGAUUUUCCUGAUGUGUGAUGGCUUCACUGAACUCUGUAUCAGAUUUGUGCCUGCAGUGAUCUUGUGAUUUUGAGUGUUAUUUAUUGUAAACUGUCAAUAACUUACUGCAUGUUGACAUUUCUGAACUAAACCAUGGACAAAUGCACAUCUCAGUCUGUCAUCUUUAACAAAUAAUCCCUCUUAGUUGCUUCACCAUUGCUUUCUGCUCCAGAUUAUAUCUAUUUUACUCAAGAUGAUGCUACCAAGUACAAUAGAAAAAUAUCAGUGGAUGACAAGUGAGUAUUGUCUAAGAAUAAGUCUCUUUAGGUUCAGUGAUGAACAUACUUCAUAAUGUCAUGCAAGUGAUUGCAGCACUUAUUUUUAUAUUACGUCAAUAUGACUAGGGGUUUGGUCUCCAAGAGUCAUUUACUGGUAAUAGGUUGUUUCCAUUUGUAUACUGAAGUUGAUAAAAUAAAGAAAAUUCAUAUUCUAGAGCAGGUAGACAUUAUCCUGGAGUAGAGAAGGCUCAAAUAAACUCCAUAUUUUUUUUCUUCUUCAUUUUGUAAUUUAACAUGUCCCUUUUUCAUAAAAAAAAUAAUUGGGCAUAAGUCCUCCAGAUGACAAUUACAGUAAGGUAAUUUGAAAAACCAUAGAAGAGUCAGGGUUCAUUCAUAAUGAGAAGACCAAAGUCAGAAUUAGGUCAUGUCAAAAUCAACAUUUCUUAAUCAUUAUGUGCUUCCCCAGAAUAUAUAAAAAACUGUGAUAAAUAGACACUGAAUACUAGAUAUAAAUUGAAAACAUAUGUAAAUGAGAGUUGUUUGUAUGUAUGUGUGUGUAUCCAUAUGACUGUCACUUGUAUGGAUGUGGAUGUACAUGUGAUUGUGUGGGUGUGUAUACAUGUGCAUGUUGCUGUGCAUGCAUCAUUGUGUCUAUUUUAUAUAGACAAUUUGGUUUCACACAGUUGCUCACAGCUGUAAAUUUUUGUUUUGAUCAAGAAUUUAGAAAUUCAGUGUUCACAUAUCAUCUACAAAUAUGAUGUUAUAGGCAUCAAUAAGGCUUUUAUAUUUCAUAUAAAUUUAAUAUUCUACAUGAGUUAUACCCACAUGUAGACCUCAGGCUACAGCAAUGUGUGUUCACCUCUCACAUAACUGCAAAUGCAUUUCCACAUUAAACUGUGUCUGUAAAGUAUGUAAAUUGAGCUAAGGCAAAUAAAAUACACCCAAUU